CUUUGAGUUAGAUCAGGUAUAAAAGUAGCAGUUAAAACAGUACAGCCGCUAGUGUAGCUCAACUCCAUUCUCACAAGAAUCGACAUUCCCGCCACAACUAUGGGGAAGAUAAUUUUUUAUGAGGACAGAAACUUCCAAGGACGCUCCUAUGAGUGCAUGAGCGACUGUGCCGACAUGUCCUCCUUCCUGAGCAGGUGUCACUCCUGCAGAGUGGAGAGCGGCUGCUUUAUUGGCUAUGAUCGUCCCAACUACAUGGGAAACCAGUAUAUUUUCAGAAGGGGCGAGUAUGCUGACUACAUGAGCAUGAUGGGCAUGAGAGACUGCAUCAGGUCUUGUCGUAUGAUCCCCAUGUACAGGGGAUCCUACAGGAUGAGGAUCUACGAGAGGGAGAACUUUGGUGGUCAGAUGUAUGAGCUGAUGGAUGACUGUGACUCCAUCAUGGACCGCUACCGCAUGUCUGACUGCAUGUCCUGCCAUGUGAUGGAUGGUCACUGGCUGAUGUACGAGCAGCCCCACUACAGAGGCAAGAUGAUGUACAUGAGGCCUGGAGAGUACAGGAGCUUCAGGGAGAUGGGAUAUGGAGGAACCAGGUUCAUGAGCAUGAGGCGUAUGGUGGAUAUGUAAAAACAAGUGUUUGUUACAAACACACAAUAAGUAAAUUAAAGUUUCAAAAUGUUCCA
Molecule: messenger RNA, 680 nt
Organism: Poecilia reticulata (guppy)
Lineage: Eukaryota; Metazoa; Chordata; Actinopteri; Cyprinodontiformes; Poeciliidae
Product: gamma-crystallin M3-like
Biological process (GO): lens development in camera-type eye; visual perception
Molecular function (GO): structural constituent of eye lens
Source: RefSeq, a predicted model, not a curated record